CAAAAGGGAAUUCUCCGUGAUCUGUUUUUGAUGGCCGUCGGUUCGUCCAGUUCGGAUACUUCAGAACCACCGUCUUCGGUGGUCAACACUGUUCGAUGUGUUCCAGUUACUGCAACAAAUUUGACUCUUCAUUCAAACGGAAUCCGCAACGAGGUGCUCGCUGCUGCAGCUGUUGUGCUCAAAGUAUCCGAUGACGAUGUUGCACUCAGACCGAAUGAGGAUAAACAGCUGACUGAUACAAAUGGGCCGGUUGUUUCUACAUCAAAAUCGAAUGCUGAAUUGCUCCCUUUCGAAUGUGAAGUUUGCGGGAAACGGCUCGAACGGGCUAGAACAUUGAUGUUGCAUAAACGUGCUGUUCACGAAGGGUACCGCCCAUUCGCUUGCGAGUUUUGCGACUUUCGGUUCACACAGAAGGGUCAUUUAAAGCAGCAUAUUGAGGCGGUUCAUAAAGAUGAGAAAACAUGUGAUUGCUCCGUGUGCGGAGCACCGUUCCGAACCGAAGCAGAAUUGGCCAAUCAUAGAUUGAGUACACAUGAAUUGAAACGUCUCUUCCACUGUGAUUUAUGCGAUAAGAAUUUCACACAAGCCAACAAACUACUGAUUCACAAGUCGACUGUUCACGAGGGUAAACGACCAUUCGUGUGUGAUGUCUGUGGUUCAACGUUUACCCAACUGGUUCACUUGAAAUUGCACAAAGAGACCAUUCACGAAGGUUAG
Echinostoma caproni is the source of this 717-nucleotide messenger RNA. The record is from the annotation of a GenBank genome assembly. Lineage: Eukaryota; Metazoa; Platyhelminthes; Trematoda; Plagiorchiida; Echinostomatidae.